UCCUCACUCCUCCUCCUCCUCUCUCUCUCUCUCUCUCUCUCUCUCUCUCUCUCACCGCCAAAGUCGACGAUCUAUUUCAAACCCUAAUAUUUUCAUCUUUCUCGCUCAAUUCAAAACCCUAAAUGCCCUUCCUCAAUCUUUCAACUUUCCCUUUACAGAAAAUUUCCCGGGAAAGUCCGGAAAUUUUCCCGGAAAUCCGAGGCUUGCCCAUUUUCAUGUGGUUCGGGCAUUGGCUUCCCGUUUAAUUCAUUCGUUUCUUUCUUCACAACCCAUGCCUCGAAUUCUCCAGUUCAAUCAAAAGUUCGAGCUUUUCUUCAAACCCUAGUCUUUGAACUUCAAUCAGCCAUGAAUUUGGGUCCAAUCUACAUAAGCUCCGACGACGAACUGGGGCGGAACGACCUGGAUGAGGAGGACAACUUUGAUUGGGUAUCGGAGCUUUUGGAAUCCGUCGACAAGGUAACCGAUGACGAUGAUUCCGAUGACGUUGUGGUGAUUAGUGAGGUCAACUCCAAGCCUAGGCAAAAGUCUUCGAAACGGACGGUGGCGGAUGAUGACGAUGAUUGUGUGGUCUUGGACGGCGACCCGGAUAAGCCGGUUUCGGUGGUGGAGGAUUCGGGUAGCGGCUCCGACGAGUUGCUUGUGGUUGGGGAAACGGGGCAGGUAGCAUGUAGAGACUACCCUCAUCCACGACAUCUUUGUGCCAAAUUCCCUUUCAAAACUACCCGGCACGAGAACCACUGUGAUCGUUGUCAUUGUUAUGUCUGUGAGUCGCUGGCACCAUGUGUACAUUGGAGCACCGGAGGCUCCAACUUUAAUCAUUGUCAUGCCACGGAUAAAGAAGAGACAUGGAGAAUACAGAGAAAAAAAUUCAAGACACCGAAAAUUGCACCAUUACCAGCUUUAAACAAUCUGUCACCGACUAAACACAGUCCAGUUCCACCACACAAUAUUAUUCAGUUGGCACCUAACUCUAUAUCACAGAAUCAGCUCUCAAGGCCAGCUACAAUUCACCAUUGUACCUCAGCUGGUCGUACCAUGCCUAGUAUCAGAAGCCACCAAUCAGAAUAUCUUUUCCCUAAGAACCAACUCCAACCUUGUUCAGUUUCUAAGCAGUUGCUUGGUGCACGCACUAAUGUUGUUGGGAGGAACAGAGGUCAAAGUAUUGGUCAUUUAGGCCCCAUCUCUUCUCAUUCGACAUUCAAAAGAGUAGGAGCUCUUGGGGUCUCCUUGCCAAUGAACCGAACCACAUUUGUUUCGUCAAAUAACAGUAGUUGUACCACUCCAUCAGUAUACGGCAGAAGUUCCACUCCCAUGGCAACAUCAAAUGACAGAAACCCCUUGAGGUUGCAGGGUGUUCAUUCUAGUGUGCAUCAAAGCGCCUCCCAGCUCAUGACCACUUCUGUUGGAAAUACAGUGCCCUCCCAACCCCAAACUUAUAGUCAGGCCAUUCCCCAAUCAAUUUAUAGCCAAACAUUUCAACAGCAAGGGAAUCAAAGUCAAAAUGAUAGCCAAAUUUUUUGUGAGCACGAGAUUCCAAGUCCGGAUUCCAGUAAAGGUGUAUUUCAGUAUGGGAAUCAGAGUCAGAAUUAUAGCCAGAAAUUUAGUCCGCAAGGUAAUUUAGGUGUGAGUGUCACAGAUUUGGAUUUUACGAAUUCUGAUUGGGUAAACAAUUCCAGUCCAAACAUUCAGCAGCCUCCUGUUCAGCAGCCUCCAAUUCAGCAACAGCCUCCGCUUCAGCAACCUCAGUUUCAGCAGCCAUCUCCUAUCCAGCAACAGCCUCCAAUUGAAAUAUCUGAAAUUCAAAGCACCGAGCCUGUAUAUGGGCUAGGUGCUGUCAAUGAGCGGUCUAACAAAGUCGCUAAUUUCAGUGGUUUGGAUGAAUUUGAAAGCUGGCUUAUGGAAACCCAGUGUGGUCCGGCAGAAUCAAAUGAUCCGAUGGCAUCUCAUCUGAAUAUCAUGUCUCCCGAGCCCAGUCUCAUAGACUCGCUCAUGUUUGAUUUUGAACCCCCCUGGAAUGGUCUUGCGCAGGUUUAGUCGACUGUAACUGUUAAUCCUUCCCUAAAAGCGGCAAGCUUAUGUGCGUAGGUGAAGUGAUUCUUACUUGUCUAGUUUUUCAAACGAAAAUAUCUGUUUUGACACGCGUGUGAUUCGGCAAAAUAACGUGCUUGUGAGGAGCUUUGGUAGUGUAUAGGUGUUUCAUGUUUCAACUAGUGUACAAGGUAUUCCUAGCUUGGAGAUGCGCUGUAGAGGCAGGUUGUUUCCUAUGUCUUCUACUCGUUAAUUAUUAUUGAUGGGUUUCCAAAGAAAUUUGAGAAUUACGAGUUUCUUUCUUCUAAUAAAAAGUUGUUGCCAGGGUU
Molecule: messenger RNA, 2357 nt
Organism: Malus domestica (apple)
Lineage: Eukaryota; Viridiplantae; Streptophyta; Magnoliopsida; Rosales; Rosaceae
Product: RPM1 interacting protein 13-like
Source: RefSeq, a predicted model, not a curated record